ACUCCAUUCGCGACGUUGGCGUGGGAGGCUUUCAAGGCACGAGCAAGCUGGUUUCGUUGGAAGUCCGUUGGACCUGGCAGCUUCGUACUCAGAAGCAACCUGGGUGUGCUGCUGCAGGUCACGGGAAGCUUGGAUGGUGUGGAUGCUGGGCUCCAUGUGGAGGACGCUGGGAGGCGAUCCGUGGCUGAGGCAACGCUUAGAAGGGGAGCUGGAAGCCUGCCGGACACGCUCCAUGUCCAGGUGGUCAGCGAGGGAGCGACCGACCUGGGUCUUGUCUUGGCGGCGCUUUUGGCCGUGGACCGCCUGCAG
Molecule: messenger RNA, 309 nt
Organism: Symbiodinium pilosum
Lineage: Eukaryota; Dinophyceae; Suessiales; Symbiodiniaceae
Source: the annotation of a GenBank genome assembly